This is a messenger RNA of Hemiscyllium ocellatum (epaulette shark), 7372 nucleotides long. RefSeq names its product synaptogyrin 3a (gene syngr3a). Gene Ontology annotation, cellular component: synaptic vesicle membrane; neuromuscular junction. Bases 11 to 682 code for a protein of 223 amino acids. The record is from RefSeq and is a predicted model, not a curated record. The transcript is spliced from 4 exons. Lineage: Eukaryota; Metazoa; Chordata; Chondrichthyes; Orectolobiformes; Hemiscylliidae.
AGAGCUCAAGAUGGAAGGAGGCGCGUAUGGAGCUGGCAAGGCUGGCUCUGCUCUGGAUCCCAUCUCGUUCCUCAAGCAACCCCAAACCAUCAUCCGCAUCCUCAGCUGGGUUUUCUCCAUCGUAGUGUUUGCUUCUAUUGUGAACGAAGGCUACAUCAAUAAAGGCAACGAAAUUCUUUACUGCGUUUUCAAUAAAAACAGCAACGCCUGCAACUAUGGCAUAACAAUUGGCAUCUUAGCGUUCUUCGCCUGCAUCCUGUUCCUCACCCUCGAUCUCUACUUCCCACAAAUCAGCAGCAUAAAGGACAGGAAGCAUGUUGUACUUGGAGACCUCGGAUUUUCAGGACUGUGGACGUUCUUGUGGUUUGUAGGCUUCUGUUUUUUGGAAAACCAAUGGCAGAUCACUUCUUUGGAAGACCUUCCCCUUAACCAAGGUGCUGAUGCUGCCCGAGCUGCCAUCGCCUUCUCCUUCUUUUCCAUUUUGUCCUGGGCUGGCCUAACCCUGAAGGCAUGGCAGAGGUACCGCCUGGGGGCUGACUCAUCCCUCUUCUCCCAAGAUCAGUUGGACACUGGCCAUCCUCCAUACAGCACCGGAACUGAGAACGCGGACACCUUUCAGAGCCCACCCUUUGCUGAAAACCUGGAUACAGUCUCCUCGGGAUACCAGAUGCCCCCAUAUUAAAGGCUGAAGGUCCUGCUUGAAGUUUAAAAGCACAGUGUCCCUUACAUUGGCCUAGAUAGUUUUCUAAUCCAGCCUAUCAAACAUCUGAUCUGAUGCGAUCUCAUUGCCUCUGUGUCUCCUCCAAGCUCUUUGUUCAAGGUGUGUGACGAGAGCUCAACUUCUUUGGCCAGAGAUUGUGGACGAUUUUCUCAUAGAUUAAGUAAAAUGUUUCAAUAGCCUUGAAGGAUUUUAUUAAGGUGCAUUGGAGAUAUGAUACUUAAAUUGAAAGCUAUGUGGGCCAAUGAAAAAGGGAUGCUGGAGUACAGAUAUUUUAUCUGUGGUGCAGUGUUGUUCACUGGUUGGUUAGCUGCAAGAGUGCUAAAGUGCUGUUGAAGAUCAUUAGGCUUUUCAUGUGCUAAACUGAUGUAAGGUAACCUUUCUUUUAGCUAAUAGUGCAGUGUACUCACUAUAUUAGUGGUAUUGUCAUUCCUGUGUUAACUGUAGUAUGCAAGUUGGAAAGGCACUCUCUUCCAACAUCAAAGCAUCUAUUUAGUGUUCUUAGAAACCUUCCUCAAUUUAGUUGACGUACCUGUGAGCUCAUGAUUAACUGUUCCACAUCAUGUGCCAGAUUAUCUAGUUGUGUGUAACUGUAUAAAGCUUUAACUCGUUAAUCUUCAGAGCUAAGUGGGGAUGUGAAUUUAAUGUGUUCCUGCUUCCAUUUAAUUGCAUUGGUGACAAACAUAUAAACACGAAUAGAAGAACUUUGAAAAAAGUCAGCUGAGCGUUUCAGUCGAUACCAUUGGAAAUAUUUUCAAAUACUCUUUUAUACCUGUGAGUGCAGAUGUCUGAUAUGAAUGAACAUCAUAUUACUCAAAAAUGGUAUUGGUUGUGACUUCAGUAAAGCUUAGUGCCCCUCGCUGUAUAAUCUAGGUUUAUUGUGUGUCUUUUGUAUAGUAAUCUCAUUCUUAUUGUAGGUUACUUUAUGGAAUUGGGCAUAAGCAAAUUUAGAGUAACUCGUGGAUAACCAGAGGGUUAAACUCACUGCAUACCAAGGGACAGGGUCUUAAAGACCUCCUCGACAGCACCCAAAUUGUUCAGAAGUCAUGGCAUCAUGUGCUUGAACCCUUCUGACUAGGAACAUCCGAAUGUAAUUACGUACAAGUCAUCCUUUUGGGAUGUGUGUGUAUAUACUGCCAGUCAGGUAAGUCUCGACCUGCAAAUUGAGCUUGCGCCUUUUCACCAGCAUGAAAGCUUUGUAUAACAAAAUAACGCCAGGACAACAACAACAGCCAAGUGCAAUUUUGAUUUUGUAACAAUCCCUGUGAGGGAGCCAUAAACCAAAAUGUAGAAAUUGACCAAAUGACACCCGACCCCAACCUGAAGAAAUUCUCAAAUAAAGAACUGCGGAUGCGGUAAAUCAGAAAGGGGUCACUCGAUCCGAAACGUUAACUCUGGUUUUUCUCCACAGACGCUGUCAGACCUGCUGAGCUUUUCCAGCAAUUCCUGCUUUUGGUGUUGAAGAAAUUAACAACAAGAUUUCACUCAUUUGUAGCUUUUACAUGUUCAUGAUUCAGAACUGACGCAAAUUACACUUGAAUUCAUCGGCAAAUUAUACUUUAAAUAAGAAGGUAAAUUUCACUCCAGCUGAUAUGACCAGGUAUGUUUUAGCAUAACCAUAAGCAAUUGCAUCAGCCCCACUCCCUGCAAUAAUGCAACACUAUUUGCUUCUCAGUUACACAGCAUUCUGUACCUCACAUAGAAAAGGUCAGGGAAACUAUACACCAGGUUUCACUUUUGAAUGUCACAGGCAUGAUUAUCAGCAGUAAGGCACAUUUCUACAAACCACCUUUAUUUUUAGAACAUAACAUUCCUGACGGUGUAAAUUUCCACAGUUCUUUUUCAACGGACCCAAUCGUACCCUAAUUCAUAGUUUGCCCACUUGUCAGAAAGCACCCAGUUCCUUUGUCAACCUGAGCUGUACUCAGAGCUUUCCAGUCCUAGCCCUUUUUAGCCAGCUCACAGAGUACCUGUCAGAAUCCUUGCCUCCGUUACUGCCAAACAGCUACUUUGUUUUGUUGAUAAACAGUUUAUUUUCCUUAUUUUAACAAAGCCAAACUUAGUAAACAUUCUUUGAUUGUAUAAAUGUUUUGUAAAGGGUAAUGAAAGUCACCACGCCUGGUUAAAACUUGAUUCCUUUUCCAGAAAUAUUAUUAAGGACAGGGUUUGCCUGUAUUGGCUUCUGUGGGUGUUGAUACAUUCAUCAUAAUGGCUCCUACCCAUCAGAAACAGCAAGUCAAUACACUGCCUGCAAUACAAGACCUCAAGGCAAAUAAAGUAAAGGGAAUUUUUUUUUUAAAAAAGCAAUCUUAGGCAAUAUUCUAGGAGAUUUCAACCUGACUUCAGCUAUAUUCAAGUGAAUUUGUAGAGCUUUGCAUUACACAUACCACAUCCAUAAAUAGCAUAAAAAUUCUUUAAGACUUACCCUUUCACAUUAGUCACUUGUUUGGAUUAAGGGAUAGGGAAGAGAGCUUUCUCUCCUUCCCAAAGAUCAGAUUUCCAUACUCUUGGAAAUAGAGUGAAUAAAGUUAUAUGCGAAAUGUUUGUCCGGUGCCUUCUACUGCCCUUUACUUCCAUUUUCAUCCUGGAUAAGGUAUUCCACAUGUUUAUCAAUUUCAACAUGAAUAUAUUUUAACUGUGUUUAUACCUUAUUGUAAUUGUGCAAUCAGGUUUCCUGACCCAAUCUGAAUCCAUGCUCCUAUGUGGUAAGUCCAAGAGACAAAAUCUUUUACAAAAGCAAUGUUGUGGAUUGAGUUUGCAAUAAAUGAUCCACCCAUGGUUUCUAGUUGCUGCUUCCACUGUGCUAAACCUUUCAUCUCUACCUUCCUCUCUCCUAGUGUUGCCCAUUUGAAAAGAUGUAACACUUCAGCUGUAAUCCCACUUACGUUUCAGUGGAAGCACAGUUCUGCCUGACUGAAGUAAGCAGGCAUGGUGGCUCAGUGGUUAACACUGCUCCCUCACCGUGCCAGGGGCCCAGGUUUGAUCCCAACCUCAGGUGACUGCCUGUGUGGGUUUCCUACGGGUGCUUUGGUUUCCUCCUACAGUCCGAAGAUGUGCAGGCUAGGUGGAUUGGCCAUGCUAAAUUGCCCACAGUGUUCAGGGAUGUGUAGGUUAGGUGCAUUAGUCAGGAGUAAAUGGAGGGGAAUGGGUCUGGGUGAGUUAAUCUUUGGAGGGUCGGUGUGGACUUGUUGGGCUGAAGGGCCUGUCUCCACACUGUAGGGAAUCUACUUGAAACUGCAAUUCAUUUUUUAAGUUCUGAGACAGGUGUCUCCAAAAAUAGUAUGAUUAUUGAAAUAGAUUGUUAACGACUGUGAAGUGGGGGAAAGUUUGCAAAGAAACCAAUAUAGAACCUACUUCUCUCUGAGACUAUUUUUAGACUGCAGCUGGAAAGUGCCAGUAACAAUUUGGAAGGCUUUAUUUUAAACAAAGCAGCAUAUUAACAUCACAGUGAGAUUUCAAAUGAAUAGUAGUUGUUAUCAUGCCACAGUAGUUAUCCUUUAAUUUCAUUAUCUCGCACAAAUGUGUGGGAUUUUACUUUUGGGUCUAUUUUGUUCACACAUGUGACAAACAGCUGAUUGGGUAGAUAUCGCUGUUUGUCAAUGAGACUGUAAAUUAUGGUGUUUGUUGUCACAGUAAUCCUACUAUGAGCUUAAUUCUGAAAUCCCCUGGAAAUUGAUUUAAAGAUACUACAGAGAGUGUAAUGACAAUUCAAUGACUUACCUCAUCUGCAUGAAUUAAAUAUUGGGCAUGAUCUGACUCAUAGAUGUCUGAAUCUUAAACCUGAGCAUUUAAUCACUUACAGAAAAUGACGUCACGGAGGCACUCAGCUACAGUUUUCAGUACGAUUCUAAGUCACAGUUUUGUUUUAACUUACUUAUCUAGAUGUUGAAACUAGCAACGACCAAAAUAAGAGUCUCUCUUUAAACAGACUGGCAAACUUAGGCAUCUCUCACCCUUUUCGGGGAUGGGAGGGCAAAAAUGGUCCAAAUUGUGGAAUUAUGUCCCAUAUUUCAGUGACAUCUGAAGCCCAUCUGCACUUCCAACGCCACACUGGAUAGAAUUAUAGUCAGGCAGCCAUGUCAACUAAAGUUCCUCACAAUAAGCAGUUAAGGGCCUUCAUCCCAUUUGAAGAACUGCUCUCAAAAAUGGUCAGAAUCUGAGCAGAGCAAGUUUCACAUUCCCUUCUAUGCCUUGACCAGGUUCCACAAAGGGAGUGCUCCUGACCAUUGAUGUCAAGACAGUGUUUGUUUAUUUUUUAAUAAUGAAGUUAUGUUUGUGUGCGGAGCAGGAUGAGCUGCAGUACUCUUGCCUAUAUGUCAGAGCUUAAAGGGCUCUUGUGAUGCUGCGGUAGUGUCCCCUACCUCUGAGCCAGGUGUUCCGGGUUCAACUCCCACCUGCUCCAGAGGAACGUUAGCUGAACAGGACAGAAAUAUCUAUGUGACAGUUCACCUUCUCCCUUUUCCUCCUGUGUACCAUCAGUGCUUCUCAGGUUAUCCCUGUGGCGACCCAACUGGGUUUUAGCUAAGAAUUCUUUUCAAAAAUCAUGGACAGACCGAGAUUAUGAUUAACUUGAAUCAAUUAAUUUGACAUUAGGUAUUUCAAUGCAUUCACCUGCACAAUAUUUUUUUCAUCUCAAGUGGUUACAAUCCCAGAAAAUGUGCAGUCACCACUGAUUUAACUGGGUCUGGAGCUUACAAUGGUCACUUUUUAAAAAAAUAUCAUAAAAGGGUGAGGACAUUACUGGCCAAUCCAGCAUUUAUUGCCCAUCACUAGUUGUCUAGAGGGCAUUUAAAAGUUAACCCCACAGCUGUGGGUACAGAGUCACAUAUAGGCCCAGACCAGGUAAGGAUGGCAGUUUCAAAGGACAUUAGUGAACCAGAUGGGUUUUUCCAACAAUCAACAAUGGAUUCAUGGUCAUCAUUAGACUCUUUAAUUCCAGAUUUGUUUUUAUUGAAUUCAAGUUCCACCAUGCCAGGAUUUGAACACAGGUACCUGGAUUAACAGUCCAGCAAUAACACGACAAGGCCAUUCUCGCUGUUUUGCAUGAAGGUUAUUGCAAAUGUCCCAGGAAAUUAUGAUGCAGCAGUGGUACCGAUGUAACUCACUUACACCAUCAUUUCCUAGUGCACUCCAGCAGCAACAACUGAUGCGCCGUUUGGCAUCCUGAAGUUGAUUUGCUUGAGAAUAAACAUGACUGGAUCAUGUUCGGGGAGAUUCACUGAGGCACUGUUAAGUUGUUUCACUGUGAAGGUGAAUUGAGCUCUCAAAGCUCCAUUGAGCUUCCCACCCUCCCCACCGUCCGCAUAUGCAUUGAAUUCAAAUUUCUUGUUUUCAGAUAUCUGCCUGACAAUCUCAUUUCACUGUGUCCCUGUAACGUCCUCCAUUGCUAUUUUCAGUUCUGACAUUCUGUGCACUUUCACCUUUCCCCUGCUGCAGUGCCAGUGACAGCUGUCUAAACUUUGAAAUGCUCUCUAAAAUCCUCCAAUUUGCCAGUUUAGGAUGACUCCUCUCAAAAUUCAACUCCUUGACGCCUUGAGUCACUUCCAUUUCUUUACUCUUACAGCCCAAUGCCUUUUUCCCAUGUUCUUCUCUACAAAGCACCUCUGAACAUUUAAGUGCUCUAUAAGUGAAAGUUCUUGAUAGCUACUUAAAAGUUUCAUCAGUUGGCCAUUACGUUUCUGUAUGCGGUUUACCAUAGUGCCAAAAAAAAAGUGCACCAAGAGAUGUCUUUGAGUGAACAUUGACAUGAAACCAUUUGUUAUAGUGAAUUAAUUCGUGUUGGUCAAAUUCCACUGUGUGUUAUCUCAAGGAUAGAGUCUUGUCUUUGGCAAGAUGGGUGAGCAAGUACUUAUUAGUUAAUUCCAAAACUUUUGUUUUUAAAACCCUUGAUGACCUCUCGAUUGUAGACUUGUGCUUUUAUAGGUGCAGUGUGUUUUUGUAAUGCAUUUUCUGAACUUUCUGUUACUUUACUUGUGUAGCUGGCUGAUGAAGGCCACAAAUGACUAGUUGCCAAACUCAAGCAUUUGUCGAUAUUUUAUAUACGUGAUUGCCUAUGGACAGGUAAAAACUUUGUUAUCUUUUGUUUUAUGUCCCUGCACUGUAGCGAUGAUAUACACAAUGGUCAUAUUGUCACAAACAACUUUGUGGUUUGACUUGUAUUGAACCACUCUUGUAUUUUUUUCUUAAUUUUAAUUGUUUCCUCAGAAAUAGGGGUUUCCAUUUUGAAAUGAUUAAGCUGAAGUCACAAUUUUGGUGGUGCGCUUCCCAAUCAAUUAAAAGUCCAUUGAAACUCCACAAUGAAUAUUCCGACUGACAAUUCAGUGUAAGAAAUCAUAACUUAGUCUUUUUGUUUAAGAAGAAAUGUAACCAAAUGGGUUGUUUCAUUCAUGAGAAAGAGGUAAAUAAUUAAAACCUGAAAGAGAUUCCAAUGAGGCAGACCAGUGCACUUUGUGGUAAAUCCCUCUUCACUGAAGAUCACAGUCAUAAAGUAUGGUACAGUAACAGUGAUGUUUAUACUGUGUUAAAAUAAUGUACAAAAUGAGUGUAUGGAAAACAAGUAUAAAAAAUUUAAAAGUGAAUCUAUUGUAUUUACAUCUUUGUUUACUUGUUCUUAAAGAACAAUGUUCUGUUAUUGUGAUGAUCAGUAACCUUGUG